Paraphaeosphaeria sporulosa is the source of this 1623-nucleotide messenger RNA. RefSeq lists its product as uncharacterized. NCBI's taxonomy places the organism in Eukaryota, Fungi, Ascomycota, Dothideomycetes, Pleosporales, Didymosphaeriaceae. The transcript has a single exon. The record is from RefSeq and is a predicted model, not a curated record. The coding region runs from base 1 to 1623 and encodes 540 amino acids.
AUGUUUUCCAGACACUCCAACCCCCAAAUCAUCACUGAAUCAUUGGAUUCAGGGCCCGGUGCCUCCGAGAGGCUUUUCACUAUCCUUAAUCGCGACGACCGUUUCAGGCUCGCGGAAGACCCGACUGUCGAGGCAGGUAACCUUGAUAAUGACAUCCACCCCAUAUUCCAGCACGCACGAUUUCUAGGAGAGAGCGAUCAUCUUAAGCAGGCACUCCAGCUAGCAUCACUCUAUCUUACUACACCCACUCUGCUUGAAUUCUAUCUGCCGCUUGUGUUCGGAGACCACGUUACGAUUGAUGGAAGAUUUCACAGAGUUUUGGUUCGACCCCACGAUUCAGAUCGAGAGCACGAGACUCAAACUAUUGAAUUAUUUCUGAUGUGCAUGUCGCAUACUACCAAGUGGGAAUGGGUGGACUUCGAAACAGGGAAAAAGUGGGGCAGCACACAGCAUUACUUCGACGAGUCGCCCAAGUAUCGUCACACAGAACAGUGUCCUACCCUCGAAUAUAAAGGAAAGACGUAUUUCCACAACGAAGACAAGGGUUAUCUAAUCAGACUCAAUCGAGGCAUACUUGACUUCUACCUUGAUGAAGAGACGGGGUACGUGACGCGUUCCCGCUGUGAGCAAUUCCGUCACGACUUCCAGCUCGCGCUUCUACUGGGGCAUGAGAUUGCACACGCGUUUGGUGCGAUGUGUCAUGACGAUUUAGCAGAGCCGUGGCUUGCGGUGGAUCACCCUAGAAAUGAGCUGGGCUUUGCGUGGGAGAACUUUGUCUUUUGCGCCCUGAUCGACCCGGUGGACAGAGAGCCCAGAGGAAAAUACAUCCAUGUAUACAGAACGUGGCAGAGUAGAGAGUUUCGUCAAAAUUAUAAGAGUACCGAGCAGACGGCAGUUCCAGUUGCCUGGACGGCGCAGUGGUUCCGUAGGAAGACGUGGGGGACCAUCAGAAUGUAUGGCUAUAACGCAGUGAACCUGCCUAAUCCCACACUCAAGAUCUAUUUUACGGCCUGGGGUCGCUACAUUGUGUUUACUGAUGAUGAAGACGCGCGGGCGGAUCUCGAUUUGGCUCGGUUUAGCGCAAGUCUGAGUCUGAGCUAUCUGUUUGUGAAGGGAAGCCCCAGUUCGGUUGCUAUGGAGGAUAUCAGUGGGGCUGCGUGGAUGCCAAUGAUUGCCUCAGCGAAGCAACCGCUCAUGGCGACACCACAGCGUCGCUUCGAUGAAGAGCUUGUGGAUGAUACGUGGUACCUUCAAAAUGCCAAAGCCCGCGAGAAGGCUACUUGGCGAGUACAGGAGGUAGCUGAGAAGAGGUCGAAGAGGCUUGCGGAAACGAGCAUGGUCUCGAUAGCAGCCGGACUCAUGAAGGCAUCCAGACAUGCAGCCAGACUCAUAAAUUCAUCUGCACUUGUAGUCAAACCCAGGCCGCAGAGACUGUCAGUGGCAGCGGGGCCGAUGUGUUCGAGCAGCAGUCAUCUUCCCCUACACACGUCAGAAGCCGCGCUAAGCGUUUACGAAAUGGCGAACAUCUCGACCCAUUCCUGCCGAGCAAGAAGGCUCGACGAGGCUACUGAUUCGAGACGGAUUCGACGAUACAGCAAUGCCUCCUCAUUCUCUAGCAUCUAA